Molecule: messenger RNA, 651 nt
Organism: Pisolithus orientalis
Lineage: Eukaryota; Fungi; Basidiomycota; Agaricomycetes; Boletales; Pisolithaceae
Exons: 10
Coding region: 1-651 (216 amino acids)
Molecular function (GO): calcium ion binding
Source: RefSeq, a predicted model, not a curated record
AUGUCCUACUACGCCCCCAACUACGCACCCGGCUACGGCACAGGCGGAUAUGCCGCUGGUGGUCCUCCUCCCGUGCCCGGCGCUGAUCCUGCUUUGUGGGCUCGAUUCAACUCUGUAGACACCAACCGCAACGGAGCGAUCACAGCCACGGAACUUCAAAGCGCACUUGCUAAUGCCGACUUCACCCCUUUUGAUCUCGAUACCAUCAAGCUUCUCAUGAACUUCUUUGUUGAGGCCCUCAAUCGUCUUAUCAAAGAUCACGAUAGGGAUGGAAUGAUUGGAUUUGAAGAAUUCCAGCGUCUUUCCAGGUACAUCAAGGCACGCACGAUAGACUGGCAGAAUGUGUUCAGGCACUUCGAUCGGGAUCGCUCUGGCACGAUUGAUGGUUCCGAGCUGCGCAACGCACUCUCCCGGUUUGGCUAUAACCUUAGCCCACGCCUCCUACAGCUUGUCCAGAAGAAAUACGCUACUGCAACUAAUCCCGAUUAUCGCGGCAUCAUUCCAACUGGCAUCUCGUUCGACCGCUUCGUUCGCGCCUGUGUCGUGGUCAAACAGCUCACGGAGACAUUCCAGAGGUUGGAUAUCGACAACGAUGGGUGGAUUCAGAUCGAUUAUGACCAAUUCAUGGCUACGGUACUCAGUCUUCCUUGA